This is a messenger RNA of Symphalangus syndactylus (siamang), 1707 nucleotides long. Its product is annotated as histone-lysine N-methyltransferase SETMAR-like. Gene Ontology annotation, molecular function: single-stranded DNA binding; histone H3K4 methyltransferase activity; DNA topoisomerase binding. Lineage: Eukaryota; Metazoa; Chordata; Mammalia; Primates; Hylobatidae. Gene Ontology annotation, biological process: DNA double-strand break processing; DNA integration; double-strand break repair via nonhomologous end joining. The record is from RefSeq and is a predicted model, not a curated record. Gene Ontology annotation, cellular component: condensed chromosome; nucleus; site of double-strand break.
UUCCUAACUCCUACCCUGUGUCUGUGGCAGACACCCUGCUCCGCUGAGUUUGGGUGCUGUUACUCCAGAAAAUCUAGUCAUCUGCAGAAAGUUUCAGCUACCUUCUGUCCUGGGAUAUACUGUAACAAACCAUUUCACCCAAGGCAUUGUUCCCUCUGGUUCAGCUCAGGGGAGUAUCAACAUCUUAGGGGUGUUAUCAAGAUUGUUAACAAGACAAACGCAGCAGCUCUUACAAUAGACAAUGGUCAAAGAGGUCCGUUAUCUGCCUUAGUCCCCGCCCACCCCCACAUUCCCAGCACCACACUCUCAACUCCCGAGUCCAGCAAGCUGGUAUGCAUGGCAGACCUUAAACCCAGUGAUGGAGUUUAUCAUCUCAAAUCAGACUAUGGAAAUGACAUUAGACAAAAAGCAAAUUUGAGCGAUUUUCUUAUUCAAGUUCGAAAUGGGUCAUAAAGCAGUGGCGACAACUCGCAACAUCAACAAUGCAUUUGGCCCAGGAACUGCUAAUGAACUGACAGUGCAAUGGUGGUUCAAGAAGUUUUGCGAAGGAGACAAGAAACUUGAAGAUGAGGAGCACAGUGGCCAGCCAUCAGAAGUUGACAACGACCAGUUGAAAGCAAUCAUCAAAGCUGAUCUUACAACUACACGAGAAGUUGCGAAAGAGCUCAACAUCAACCAUUCUGUGGUCAUUCAGCAUUUGAAGCAAAUUGGAAAGGUAAAAAAGCAUGAUAAGUGGGUGCCUUAUGAACUGAGUGAAAAUCAAAAAAACUGUCAUUUUGAAGUGUCAUCUUCUUUUAUCCUAACACAACAACAACAAACCAUUUCUCGAUCAGAUUGUGAUGUGUGAUGAAAAGUAGAUUUUAUGCAACAACCGGUGACAACCAGUUCAUUGAUUAGACUGAGAAGAAGCUCCAAAGCACUUCCCAAAGUCAAAUGUGCACCAAAAAAGAGCUCACGGUCACUGGUGGUCUGCUGCUGGUCUGAUGCACUACAGGUUUCUGAAUCCGAGCGAAACCAUUAUAUAUGAGAAGUAUACUCAGCAAAUCAAUGAGAUGCCCAGAAAACUGCAACACCAGCAGCUGGCAUUGGUCAACAGAAAGGGCCCAAUUCUUCUCCAUGACAACGCCCAACUGCACAUCACACAAUGCCUCAAAAGUUGAAUGAAUUGGGCUACAGAGUUUUGCCUCAUCUGCCAUAUUCACUUGACCUCUCGCCAACUGACUACCACUUCUUCAGGCAUCUCGACAACUUUUUUGCAGGGAAAACACUACCACAACCAGCAGGAUGCAGAAAAUGCCUCCCAAAAGUUUGUCAAAUCCCAAAGCAUGGAUUUUUAUGCUACAGGAAUAAAUAAACGUAUUUCUCAUUGUCCAAACUGUGUUGAUUGUAAUGGUUACUAUUUUGAUUAAUAAAAAUGUGGGGCUGGGCGCAGUGGCUCACACCUGUAAUCCCAGCACUUUGGGAGGCUGAGGCGGGCGGAUCACAAGGUCAGGAGAUCGAGACCAUCCUGGCUAACAGGGGGAAACUCCAUCUCUACUAAAAAUACAAAAAAUUAGCCAGGCAUGGUAGUGGGCGCCUGUAGUCCCAGCUACUCGGGAUGCUAAGGCAGGAGAAUGGUGUGAACCUGGGAGGCGGAGCUUGCAGUGAGCUGAGAUCGCGCCACUGCACUCCAGCCUGGGCAACAGAGGAAGACUCCAUCUCAGAAAC